Messenger RNA from Lates calcarifer (barramundi perch), 5377 nucleotides. It is a transcript of the gene rnf130, whose product is annotated as ring finger protein 130. The record is from RefSeq and is a predicted model, not a curated record. NCBI's taxonomy places the organism in Eukaryota, Metazoa, Chordata, Actinopteri, Centropomidae.
UACCUAAACAUGAAGGUAUCACACACGCGCCCUGUCUACCGCCUCCCCGUUCCGUGGUUCUGAGCCUGCGCACUGCGCCCCAAACUGAGAGACCGAGAGACGGGGCUCGAGCCUCCGCACCGUCGAGCAACCACCGGGAACAAAACCGGAAUAUAACACCGGACAAAAGCAGGACCCACCCACCGAAAACCCACCGAGCUGCGCCCGACAUUCACCGGGAAAUCAUCGGGAGAGAGGGCGUCAGGAGAGCGGAGGCAGGCGGGGGUCGGUAGACCGGGAGCCUGCCUGUCUGUCCGCCUGCAGACGGUAAGACAAAGCGGAGUGAAGCGGCUGCCAGCGCCGCUUUCAAACGGUGUUUAAACACUGAGUCAUGGUGCUGGAUUCACCGCUGCGGUUUAUCUAACGGACCUGUGAAUGUAAUGUGUGUGUUAACGAGCGGAGGGUCUGAGGGCUGAAGACAGGACGGUGUGAAGGUCCAGAUGUUGGCCUGGUGAUGAUGCUCCAUGUUCUGUCCUGAUGUCCUCACACGGUCUGUCCUGUACCUGACAGUCUGAACUCAGGGUUUCAGUGGCUUUAAACAGAGAGGAAACACAUGCUGGGACAUACAGUAUCUGAGGAGGACGAGUGGAGACAUAAAUAAAACCUCUGGAGGACAUGAAGAAGACAUCCAGGCACUAAACACAGCAUUUGAGGUGGCAGACAUUAACAUAUUGAUCUGUGAAGAAAUAAAAGUAUGGAGAGCAGACACUGAAAUACUGGAGGACAAUGAGACAUUAAGACACUUUAGGAUAAAUGAGACGAAAAGAAACAACUGGGGCUCAUACAGAGAAAUAAAGAAGUUUCACGGACAAGACAUUAUAAGUUUGGAUGUGAAGAGGACUGAGUGGACGACAUGACAUCCCCAAGGUGGACCCGGCUCUCUGUCUCAUCAGCCCUGAUCCUACUCCAGGUCCUGGUCCUGACAGCCUCUGUGUUGGCAGCUCGCUCUGACAGGAGCAUGGUGUUGGAGGAGUAUGUUAGCGCCACGGUGAACGCCACAGUGCUGGACGGACGAGGAAACACCGUCCACAUGAUGAGCAGCGACGACGGGACGUAUGGACAGAACUCACCUAAGGUGGACACCAGGGGUGUCGUCAUCGCACCUGCACCGCAUCAUGGAGUGGUGGACCGGCAGGGCUGCGACCCCAACACUCGUUUCCUGGUUCCUCCGCGGAGCGUCCACUGGGUGGCGCUGCUGCAAAGAGGAAACUGCACCUUUAAAGAGAAGAUCCUGAAGGCGGCCUCCUACAAUGCCACGGCUGUCCUCAUCUACAACAACUCAACCGACAAGACAGUCAAGAUGGGACACGAAGGUACUGGUGACACAGUGGCAGUGAUGAUCACGGAGGCAUACGGCAAAGAGAUCCUGGCUCACCUGGAGAGGAACCUGACGGUCCUGGUCUCAGUGGUGGUGGGUCAACGCGGUUCUGCCAAGAACACCAACCGAGGCUCGCUGGUCUUUGUCUCCAUCUCCUUCAUUGUCCUCAUGAUCAUCUCGUCGGCCUGGCUCAUCUUCUACUUCAUCCAGAAGAUUCGCUACACCAGCGCCAGGGACCGCAGCCAGCGUCGGCUCGGUGAUGCAGCAAAGAAAGCCAUCGGGAAACUAACGACGAGGACGGUGAAGAAGGGAGACAAGGAAACUGAUCCAGACUUUAACCACUGUGCGGUGUGUAUUGAAGCGUACCAGCUGAACGACGUGGUUCGAAUUCUGCCCUGCAAACACGUCUUCCAUAAAGUGUGUGUCGACCCGUGGCUGAAUGAACACUGCACCUGUCCCAUGUGUAAACUCAACAUCCUCAAAGCUCUUGGCAUCAUGACCAGUCUUCCCUGUGUAGACAGCGUGGUGUUGGAUGUGGAGCGUCUGGGUGUCAGUCAGGCGUCUGGCAGCCAGAGGGCGCCACUGGGUGACAGCAACCAGCCGUCCAUCAGCCUGGAGCCGCUUAGCCCCCCCCACCCUGAGGCCACGCCAAGAACACCUGCUGACAUCACCAUCGCCGUGACCAGUGGCGGUCACUUCUUCAACAGGAACUCGAUGUCUCCUCGCAGCGUCGUCUGUGAGAUGGAGCUGCCAGACAUCCAGGCCUCACUGGACCUCUAUGACGACAACAAGUCCUGAGGUCUGUCUUCAUGGUUUCAGACUCCACCUUCACUGUCACACCUCCACCUGCUGAUGGAGGGAUGAAGUGUUUCCUUUUUGGGGGGGAGGGGGAGUCUGAUAACAACAAAGUGGAUGGACUUUUGAGCAUUUAUUCCAACAGACUUUCUUCAGACUAUACAUGGACUCUGGAAUCGGGAUCCUGGUCUGGAUCUUAGUCUCAGUUUAGACUUGUUAGCUCAACGCUUUCGUGUUUUUAUUUUCCUCAGAAGAAGACAAACUGGAGAGCUGGUAGUUGGGUCAAAUCAUUAAAAACGCAAAUAAUCCAGAGAACUGAAUUUCAGAACCAAUUUCAGUCCAGAAACCAGAACCUGAAGUAGGUUCCUCUGGUAGAACUGGAGGUGAUGAUGGUGUCGAGUUCCUGGAAAAGUUCCUGAGUUCCUUGAAAAGUUUUGCUGUACCUCUCUUAGCACUCUUGUUUUUCUGAAAAGGGGUUCUUGUAUUCCUGUAAUCCUGAAUUCCAGAGUUCCUAAAAAGUUUCCUCCAAGGUUCAUAGGCAACUAAAAAAAUACAUCAGGUUCCUGAGUUUCUGGAAAAGUUCCCAGGCUUCAUAAGUUUGCUGGAACAGAACCUGAGUUUCAAACAAGGUUCAUGGGUUCUUUUUAAAAGCUGUUUCUGAGUGACUAAAAGGGUUCUUGGGUGCUGGGAAAAGUCUUUGAAUUCCUAAAAUGGUCCCUGGAAACGUUUCUUAGCCCCUGGAAACAUUCUUUGGUUUGUGGAAAGAGUUUGAAGAAUUUACGUAAGGUGCCUGGGCUUUCUGGAGAUGUUCCUGAGCACCAAAAAAGAUUAGAGAAAUUCCUUAAAAAGGUUCUUGAGGUCUUGAAAAAAAAAUCCAGGUUCCUAAUAACUUUCCUGGAAAAGUUCCUGAGUGCCUAAAGGGGUUCAUGGAAAGGUUCUUGAAGUCUUAAAAGUUUUUUUUUUUUUUUUUUUUUUUUUUUUUUUUUUAAAGGGUGCCAUCGGUUCCUGGAAAUGUUCCUGAGCUCCUAAAAGGUUCUGUCUGUAUCUCUUUGGUCUUUCCAGUUCCCACACAGGUUACUGAACUUUUAAAAAGUUUCUUGUGUUCCUGGAAAAUAGGUCCAAAGACCUGUACCCAAGACUGCAUCAACUAAACCCAACCAGGUGACACCAGGUGAACUAGAACCAGAACUGACGCAGAGAACCUGAACGCAGACAAAGUUCCUGUUGGUGUUCCCUGAUGUUCUGCGUUCUGGAUACUUGUAACCUGACGUCCUGAUUCAUUGACUGAUGAUUACAUCACUAAGAGUCUGUGUUAAGACCUGAACUUGGAUCAGAACUUGUCUGUAAAUAUAGGUAUAGUAUAUAUACCAGAACUGUAAGAGGACCUGGACCUGGAUCCUGAUCCUGAUUCUCUGGAGUAAACAAUCAUGUGAACUUUAACAGUGUUAUUUCCCCUGUAGCAAAAAAACAUGUUUCUCUUUAGAACAAAGAGACAUUAGAUUUAGAGGAACAGUCCAACAUUUCAGUAAACCUCUCUGUUCAGUAUCGUGGUGUUCCUCUGGGAACCGUCCUGGGUCCUCUGAUCUUAAACAUUACAGCUCUACACAAACACGUUAACAUCCAUUAAACUCUCUUGUUUCCUUCCAGAUGCAGAAGAAAACUUGAAGUUUAGUUAUAUCAGAGACUGAUCAUCUUAGCUUAGCAGAAAGACUGUUAGCAUAGCUCCAUCAACAACAACAGCUUCAUGGCUGUCUGAGUGUCAUUUAACCAGCUAGUCUGUUUAGUCAACAGUCCAGUCAAUGCAUCUGCAAACGUCACAUCUGGAGCCCAGAGGUCUGAGAACCAAUGAGAAGAGAGCCGAAUCACUUCCUGGUGUUUAACUCCUCGUCAUCCAGUUUCCAUCUACAUUUAAAAGUUUUAAUGAAAAUGUUCAAAGUAAAACAUGAGAGAAGUCGUUUCCCUCAUAUGAGUCUGUCACUUGGUUAAUCAGUUAAUGUUUACAGGUCUGCGUUACUGGGUUCAGGUUGUGGAUAACAAACCUGAUACUUUUCUACGGGCUCAAAGAAGGGUCAAAAAGAUUCUGAGCUUGUAAAGUGAAGUCCACAAACAAUAAAACUGUAAACCUGUAAAAUAAAUCUGUCUAAGAUUAAGUCUUUAAUCUAUAAAAACAAAGAGUGAGACUAAAACCAGUGAACAGGUGAAGUCUGUGGUGAAAUUACAGCAGGAACUGUGCAACUGUGUCUUUACACCUCAAUCUGAUUGGACAGUGACAGUCCAAUCACAGACGUGAAGUAGAUUUCCAAGAUGGCCAACUCUUCUGCAACUCAGGUGGUUUUAUAAACAAACACAGCACAUGAACUGUUUAUUUUUGUUUCCUGCAGCAUCAACAGAUAUAAUUAAACCUGUUGUACCUGAACUCACCACUGAUCUCACCUUUUCACUGUUUUUUCUCAGUCUAUGUUUUUACAGGUUAAAAUCUUUUUCUACACAUGAACAAACUUUCUCCUGCAGAUUUAUUUCACAGGGUUAUUAUCACUCAUCACUUCACAGGCUCAGAAUUUUUGACCCUAAUUUGAUCCUGUAGUUUUCUGUCUUCACAGGUUAAACACCUGCUGAGACUGAAGUGUUAUUAGAACAGUUAAACCCAGGAAAUAUACAGUUUACAUAGUUUCUAAUGAUGUCAGUCAUCACAGUAAAAAAAACAGAAUCAGGUGGUUUCAGCAAACAGAUGACUGUAGAUGAUACGAAUCACCCUCAGCUGUCACCUGACCUGUCAACACCUGAACUCAUCUUCAUCUCAGAGGACCCUGCUCUCUUCUUAUUGGCUCACAGACCUGAUCAGGUGUGAGGUCUGCAGGUGGACCCGCCAUGAGUCCAGGACUUAAGCCAUUGACGUGUAUCUUCUUUGUCCAGCAGAAGGUUUCCCGAAGUGACGGACUGCUCCUCUACUGUGUAUUAAACAGCUUCUGAAUUAUUCAGCGUGUAAUAAUCAGAUAUAAACAGCAUAAUAAAAUCUAUAAUCUGAUUGAUCAAUAUUAUCUCUGAAGUGACCUGAACAUGUCCUGCUGGACGCUCCGCUUCUGUCUCUGUCCUUCAUGUCACAUGGUACUGAUGGUGAUGAAGAUGAUGAAGGUUAAAGAGGAUGUGUGUGAUGCUUUCAGUUCAGUGUGUUUACUGCCUCAGCAUUAAAUGUCAGUGUCAUUAAAGUGUCAUUAUUGCGUUUAA